Molecule: messenger RNA, 338 nt
Organism: Dentiscutata heterogama
Lineage: Eukaryota; Fungi; Glomeromycota; Glomeromycetes; Diversisporales; Gigasporaceae
Source: the annotation of a GenBank genome assembly
GUAAAUUUGAUGCCCAUCUUAUUUCUCAAGCUAUGAGGCGAGUAAGUAAAGAAAAGAUAAGCGCUAUUCCCCAUAAUAUGGAAAACUAUCUAAGUCUCGAUAUUGGAAAUCAAAGAUAUAUAGAUUCAUUACAACUUAUGCCUGGAUCUCUUGAUUCUCAUAUAUCUAAUUUAGGAGCUGAACCAUGUAAAGAAGAAGUAGAUAAAGAUGGAAAUUCUUUAAACUUACUAUGUAAAAAGUCUAGUCAUCUUUAUCGAAUUGACUCUAAUAGAUGCUUUGCCCAUCUAGAGAGGUUUCCAAUAGCUAGAGAACAUAAACCAAAAGGAAGAGAUGAUCUA